GCAGGGUCUCUUUUGCAGAACACGGGCUGAAGAGAAGAGGGAGAAGAAGAGGGGGCUCAGACCUAGGGAUAUGUGCAAGGUCCUCUAUCACCACAGGCCUGGCCUAGAAGAAGUAGUACACGAAGACAGAAAAGCUGCUGUCUUAAAGAGUUUCAAGACAAUGAAUUGGGUUAUCCAGCUGCAAGAGAUUUACUGUGUUUCUUAGGUAAAAUCUGCAUUGCUAUCCCUACCACCCUGGGGCUGGUGCCCCCUCCUCAUAUUCUCUCUCUUUCUCUGACGUUAAAGCCCAAUCUCUGCCCAACUUUUUUGUCUCUCCUUAUAAAGUUAAAGCCAAUUGGAAAAUGGCCAACUGGAGUUGAGGGCACAUUAGACUCUAGCAACAAUUCUGGACUUAAGACUUGCCUGGAGUAAAAUUCUGUAUCCAUAUUUACCAUGCGCCGUGCCCAAAUCAGGAUGAACCUAAACAAGAGUGAUCAGGAGGCUUCUGUCACGCAUGCUCCUUCGCCUCGGACUUUCGGCAAGGCCGCGGCUGAACCACCAAGUCCCAAUUUGACCCACAAGCACCCAAAAAUGAUGCCUGAGCAAGAAUCUUCCCAGUCCUGUCCACCUCAGUUUGUUCGCAAGCUUAAAAAUGCUGCCAUAGGCACAGGUUGCGACAUUCGGCUAAAGGUGGCAGUAUUAGGGAACCCUGUGCCAAGUCUAAGAUGGUACAAAAAUCAGGAGCCUCUACACCCAGGUACAGAAGAAAACGGGACACUGUGCAUAAGGGACAGCAAGAUGGAGGAUGCUGGAAUCUACACCUGUGUCGCACAGAAUGCUUUGGGAGAGGCUACCACAAGUGCGGUGCUUGCCAUCAUUGAUUUAGAAGACUCUGAGCCAGGGGAGGAGGACACUGGAGGACCUCAACUACAGCGCACAAUACGGGCCCCUAACAACACACCACUGGGAACACCUUCAGGGGACUCUGACACUCUGCUGGCCAGUUCCCUGCAUACCACUCCUAGCACUCUGACUGGACUCUCGCAGACGGAUGAAUUCUCAGACUGGUCAGGCAGUCAACAGACGGUAGUAGAGAGGGACACCAGGAAUGCAAGCUUUCUACCAGAAGGGGGUUUGCGGAGAGGCAGCAUAAACGGUUCCAUUCCAGAUUCCCCUCGACCACUUCAGAAUCCCAGACCAGUUCUACCUCCUCCUUCUCCACGUCCUGGGCAACGUCCAGCUGCCAAUCCUAUACCUAGUGGCCGUGGCCCAUCUACAAUACUUACACCCCGAAAGAAAACUCUAAUGCCUUCUCAGUAUCAAGACACAGUGGCUGAAGAGUUUGAGGAGAAGGUUAAGAGGCCAAAGUCUUCAGCUGGUUCUCAGGUCAGUGGUCAAGACUCACGUCCUGUAACACCAGUAAGCGACACAUCAGGACGAGUGUCCAUCCUGCGUGCAUCUCCAAAGUUGGUCCGCUCAGGCUCCAAGAUAUUUGAUAAACUACGUUGUCUUGAAGAGCGAAGAAAAAGCCUGGAUCAAACCGACAGCCCUUUCCCUGUACAGUCCUGGUUACCACUGCGCAAGGCAAGGUCAUUUGAUCAGCCAGGAGCAGAUGGGCUGGCUAGUGGCUUAGAGUCCUCCACUGAGGAGCUAAGGGAUGACCUAAGAGAUGGUGUGAGAUCAGAGAUUGGAGGAUAUACCUUGAGGUGUCCCUCAUGGAGAUACAAGGCAGGUUCACUGGAUGAUAGAGGGGCCAUCUCUGGGCGUGUCAGUGACAUUGAAGCACGUUUUUCCCAAGAGCUUUCUCGCAUCAAAAGAACUGUAUCCCAGCAACAAUUAAUCCGUUCAUCACAGGACUUAUCUUGUAGAUCAACAUCUCCAAAUAGUUCACUAACUAAUCAACCUGCUCCAUUGGAUACUGCUUCAACCCAAGUGCUUACAGACUCUAAGCCACCUGACUUUCAGGAACAAAAGCCAGCAAAUGUGGUCACUGCCCGGAAGCCUCUUAUUAGGAGCUGCGCCACUGUCAACCAAAUAUCACAAGAUAAGGAACCUCAUGGAGUCACAGGACAGAUGACACCAAUGCAAGAAAAAUCAGCAAAUGGUUCAGUUGUUCACCAUGAAGUAGUUAAGCAAUCAGAUACACGCCUAACAUCACACCCACCUCCAAAAGCAAAUAUUAAUACUCCAAAGUCUAUUAUCCCCCAAGUACUAACUCCAAAACAGGAGGUCAAAGAUUCUCAGCUGAGGAAAGAUCCAAAUCAUGGACGUGAGCCCCCACCAACUAGCACACAAGCCCCACCAGCACUGGAGAUAGCACAGCGAGGGAUUGGGCGGGAAAAGGGAUCUUUGGGCGGAGAUAUAAAAGGAGAGACACGAUAUCUCCCGUGGGCUACACCAGCAAAAGCUACCCAGAGAAGUCAAGCUCCACAAGGGAAGGGUGGGGGGCAAAACAAACAGCACAGCGAAACACAUACCAGUGGCAAAAGCAACAGAACAACCAAAAGCAAAGGAAAGAGUCGGCGGCACAGAGCCAUGUCACCAGAAAUAGAAUCAUCAGAUGAUUCCUAUGUAUCAGCGGAGGAGGAUCCUCGAGAAGCCCCUGUGUUUGAAAUCCCCCUACAGAGUGCUCUGGUGAAUGCAGGCUCUGAAGUUCUGCUAAAAUGCAUUAUAUCUGCAAAUCCGAGCCCAGAAGUUAUAUGGAGAAAAGAUCGCACUAUACUCAAGAACAGUCCAACUCAUCAGAUUCGUACUGAGGGUGAGAGACAUACGCUUCUGCUACGCUGGGCAUUGCCAUCGGACUCUGGUAUUUAUACAGUGACGGCACGCAAUGAAGUGGGUGAAGCUAGCAGUUGUGGAGCUCUGACCGUCAAACCAGCACCUGUCACAGAAUCUCCUGCCCAUCGUGGCACACCGCGAGAUCUUCUCAGCCCCAUUACAUCCGAUGAUGAGUAUCUGAGCCCUCAGGAAGAUUUAAGUGAGCCUACCACACCCCAGCACGGGAUGUCUAGCAAAGCCACCAUCCAACACAGCGUGACCUUCAAAGCCCCUCCCUCAUUCAAGGUAGCUCUGUCGGACCAGAUGGUGUUUGAGGGCCAGGAGGUUGUGCUCAGUGUACAUGUGCAAGGAGAACCCAAGCCUAUGAUAAACUGGCUGAAAAACAAGCAGCAGGUGAAGCCCGGUGGAAAAUAUCGCAUGACAGAGGAGGAAGGGAGCAUUUUUUCGCUUCGCAUUGUGGGAGUUGAAAAACGAGAUUCCGGAUUCUACACCUGCAAAGCAAUAAAUGAGUAUGGAACUAAACAGUGUGAAGCCAAGGUAGAUGUCCGAGCUUCUACUGGCAGUGCCAGCUUGGAGGUGGUGACCCCCUUGCAGGAUGUGAGUGUGUGCGCUGGAGAGGCAGCUGUGUUUGAGUGUGUGGUGUCGGGACCUCCGGAUCUGGACGUGGAUUGGAUGUUCCAGGGAAAGUUGCUGCAGCCAGCUCUGUUGGAUUGUAAGAUGCGUUUCAACGGCAAGCAGUGCCUGCUGCUCCUCAGCUCUGUGCAUGAAGACGACAGCGGGGUCUACACCUGUAAACUGAGCACGGCAAGAGAUGAGCUGACAUGCAGUGCUGUGCUGACAGUGCACCCCUCACUGGCUCCUCUCUUCACCAGGAAGAUGUCGGAUCGGGAUGUGGUAGAAGGCCGCACAGCCCGGCUGGAUUGUAAAAUCAGUGGCACGCCACCUCCGGUCAUCACAUGGACUCAUUUUGACCACCCAGUGGAAGAGAGUGAGACGUUUCAUAUUGAGAGGGAGCGGGGGCACUAUACUCUGCUGAUCACCCACGUAUCAAGUGAAGAUGAGGGGCAGUACACUGUCACUGCACGUAACCAACACGGGGAAGCCGAGUGUUCUGCAGAACUCUAUGUAGAGGAGCCGAGGCUCGCUGCCUCAUCACACAUAUCCAGGCUUGAAAAGAUGCCUUCUAUACCGGAAGAGCCAGAGGUACAGGAUAGCGAGGUAGAGGGGGUUCUCAUGCCAGAUUUCCUGCACCCACUACAGGACCUAGAUGUAGUGGAUUCUCGCGAGGUGCAACUUGAGUGUCAAGUAACUGGUUUGCCAUAUCCCACUAUCACCUGGUACCACAAUGGGCAGAAGAUCCAGAACACGGAGGAGCGCAGGAUGACCCAGUACAAAGACAUUCAUCGUCUAGUGUUCCCAUCCGUAAACCAUUCCCAUGCUGGAGUUUACAAAAGCGUGAUUUCCAACAAGGUGGGAAAAGCUGCUUGCUAUGCUCACCUGUAUGUCACAGAUAUGGUACCUACACCUCCAGAUGGUCCCCCCAUCAUUACUUCUGUAACCGGAAAAAUGAUCAAGCUUAGAUGGAAUCCCCCCAAAUGGCUGGAUCCGGCUAUAGAUUCGACUCAGCUCACAUACUCAGUGCAGCAGCAGGCGGUGGGCUCUCCCCAGUGGACUGUCAUUGCCAGCAACCUGAAGGACACCAACUUCUGUGUCAGAGCUUUGAUCAAGGAGCACCAAUACCUGUUCCGUGUGGUCACAUUCACUGCAACCUCACACAGUAAGCCUUCUCCGCCCAGUGAGAGUGUCAGACUUCUAGACCGAGGUCCUUACCAGAAAGAGGCGCCAGUCAUCCAAGAUCGCCCUGAGCUCCUCUAUAUGGUAGAGAAGCAACUCUUGUGUGUCACCGUGAUGCUGAACCAUGUUGAGGCCAGGGUCACCUGGCGGAGAGCAGGCACGAUGCUGCGCCACGUGGAAGGUGUGUGUGAGAUGAGUAUGCCAGACGAUGACCAGCACUCACUCACAAUCUUCAGUCCCAAGAAGUCUGAUCUGGGAAAGCUGAUAUUUGAAGCUAGUAACCAGUAUGGAGACGAUCGCUGUACCAUCAGCAUAGAGAUGGCAGAGAGCCCUCGUUUUGAUUCCAUCAUGGAAGACAUAGAGAUUGGGGCUGGAGAAACUGCUCGCUUUGUAGUGGUGGUGGAAGGAAAACCUGUGCCAGACAUCAUGUGGUACAAGGAUGGUGAACUGCUGGCGGAAAGUGGCCACUUUAACUUUGUAUAUGAUGAUGCUGAGUGCUCUCUGGUUAUUCUGAACACCUCACCUGAGGAUUCAGGGGUAUAUACCUGCACUGCUCGCAAUGUAGCAGGCGACCUUUCUUGCAAGGCAGAAUUACAGGUGUGCAUAGAGAAGCCAAGGGCUGGGGCGGCAUUGGAGGAAUCAGAUGGGGUGAAAUCUCGUAGACUUACCGAUUACUACACCAUUCACAAGGAGAUCGGAAGAGGUGCGUUUUCCUAUGUCCGACAUGUAGUGGAGAAAAACAGUGGGCAUGACUUUGCAGCAAAAUUUAUUUCUUCUCGAUGGGCUUCGAGGGAAAAUGCACAGAAGGAGUUGAGUAUCCUGUCCCGGCUCAGUCAUGAGAGGAUCGUAUACUUCCAGGAGGCGUUUGAGAAGCGGAGUGCACUGAUAAUCAUCACGGAGCUCUGUUCCAAAGAGGAGCUGUUAGACAGAGUGGUCCGUAAACCUACAGUCUGUGAAUCAGAGAUCCGAUCCUUUGUGCGCCAGAUCCUGGAAGGUUUAGAUUAUUUGCACCAUAAGAACAUUCUGCAUCUGGACAUUAAGCCAGAGAAUGUUCUCAUGGCGGAUACGAUCAGCGAUCAGAUACGGAUAUGCGACUUCGGGAAUGCCCAGGAGCUCACUUCCGGGGAACCACAAUACUGCAAAUAUGGAACCCCAGAAUUUGUGGCUCCUGAAAUCGUGAACCAGAUGCCAGUUUCUGCUGUCACCGAUAUAUGGCCGGUUGGUGUUCUCGCAUAUCUAUGCCUCACUGGAGUGUCUCCUUUUGUGGGAGAAAAUGAUUACACCACCCUGAUGAAUAUCCGAGGUUACACAGUGGCAUUUGAAGAAAAGAUGUUUUCCGAUCUCACACGGGAGGCCAGAGGAUUCCUAAUUAAGGUCUUGGGUAAUGAGACACUACGGCCCCAUGCUGAAGAGAGUCUGGAACACCCAUGGUUCAAGACUUUAGCAAAAGGAAAAAAUAUCAUCACUGAUCACAUUAAACUGUUUCAGUCUCGACGCAAAUGGCAGCGCUCCUUAAUCAGCUUUAAAUCGAAUAUGGUGAUGAGAUCUAUUCCGGAGCUCCUGCAGGAAACAAGCAGCCACUUGUCCAUUGCAAUCCCCAGACAUCCCAAAGAGUCAUCCAGCUUGUCAUCCUCUUCGGACUCCGAUGACCUUGAAGAGCUUCCAUAUGUUCCCAUGCCUCUUCAAGUACAGUUCUCGGGUUCUCGAAUGUCCCUUAAUGAAAUCCCAACAGAUGAGGAUCAGAUUUCUCAAUACCCUGAAGAUACCAGCACUCCAGGAGAUCAGGAUAAUGAAAAAGAUAUAACAGACACUGCCAGCAAAAUCACAGAGCCCGAAUUGCAACAUAGAGAGACACCAGAGUCAAUAUGCAAGCGCCCCAAGGGUGCCCUUACAAGGAAAAAAUCAAAUGAAUCUGAAGGUGCCUCUUCCUCUGAUGAUGAGCUCUCAGAAACCCAGAGAAAGACAGAUCAACCAAAGAAGACUCUUAAAAAAGGAUCCAGCCUUGAAUCUUCAGAGAUACCUGAUGAAGAGCUAAUAAUAGCACGCAGAGGAGAACUGAGGAGGGGAAGCUCUGCAGAUAGCGCUCUUCUGCUCAAUGUAUCAACUGCAGAUGCUGAAGGAAGGGAUCAAUUUGACAAAGGAAUGACUAAAGCUGCCUCCAUGGAACUACCAACUCGAAACUAUAGCCCAAUGAGACGUCGAAAACUGGGGUCAGCUGAUGAAGAGUAUGCUCAACGUUUAGAGUUAAUGCGACAAAGGCUUCUGAGGGGUGGCUCUGCAGAUAAUAAGCUCAGUGGUCUUAGAGGGCCCCUGAUGGAAACUCUUUCUAUUGAUAAAAAACGAGCUGAACAGUUGUCUACUCGCUCUCAGAGAUCGGAGAACAUGCCUCCUUCACCUGUCCCUACUAUUAAACUUACUCGUGCAGCUUCCAGCGAGGCUGCUCCAGGGCAUGAAGCAUCAGGAGAAAGAGUCUUAAGAAAAACUAGCUCAUUCUCACAUGGGGACACAGAGCCAAUGGUCUUACAUCGUAGAUCUGGAGCACCACUUGAAAUUCCUCUUGCUCAAGUAGAGGCACAACGUCUAAAAGAGUCUCCAUCUCUAUCUGCUCUGACAGAUCAGUCACGAUUUGAAUCUCGUCCUCAAACUCCUCGUGAAAUUACCCCCAAAUCUCUUACUCCAGAACCUAGUCAACCACAAACAGUGGAAAACGUGGAAAUCAUAGUUCCAAAAGUGACUUCAUUUGUGGAGGAUGUAACACUCAAAAAGGAAAUACCAAGUAUACAGUCAGGAAGGCCACCUAUAAAGCCAUCUGAAAUUGAUAUAAUGGAGACUAUUACAAAUAAUGUUUCUUCAGAACAAAUAGUGCCAAAAUUUUUGCCUGCUGAAGAGCCCAACUCAAAGCCUAAAGAUGAUUCUCCACCUCCAACUAAUUUACCAAAGGAGUUUAGCAAAUUAGAAGCAAAGCUACCACUGAGACAAAUACAAAGCAAAGGUCCCACAUCAGGGAAGGGUUCAUCUGCUGUUGAUGUCCAGAAAACUGAGAAUUCACCAAUUUUAACCACUGUCCAAUCACCAUUGCGAAACACAUCUGCUGCCUCAUUGCCUGUACCAAGCCGUGUUGUGGUCUUAUCUCCUUUGCAAGGUACAGCCACUAUUCCAUCAAGCCCAGACAUUGUUAAUGCUCCCUUAUCAAGUCCCACUGUUGUCACAUCUGCUUUACGAAGAUCGGUUUCUCCCCAAUCUGAUUUUAUAAGUCCAGCUGUUUUCCCAUCAACCUUGCCAAAGCCAGCUGUUGCCCCAUCUCCUAUCACAACAUAUGUAAAGCAACAACCAAGUAUACCUGCCACUGUGUCUUCAUCUUUAUCUGUGCAUGGGAAAGAACCCUCUCAAAUGCCCAAUAAGUUUCCAGUGCCUCAAUUGACAUCAAUGAAAGAGCCGCUAUCUGAUCCAAAACUCCAGUCAGAUGAUACUGUGGGGCCUAAACAAUCGCCCUAUGCAGAAAUGAUGCAAACUCUCAAGAAAACAGGUUCACAUGAAGGGUCCCAAAUAUCAGAUGAACUAACUAAAAGCUCAAGUAACAUUUUAACUGGUCAAUCUACUGUUCAGGAAAGACCUCAAGAGGAAAACCCCAGAUCAUCAUUUCCUUCCAAAGUGGAUAAAAAAAUUACUAAGGAAGAGGAAACAGCAGAGCCACCAGCAUUCUCAAAGAUGAAAAAGUCACCCAGAGCUGCAAGCACAGAAAAUGUCCACCUCAUCAGCAACUUAGAUUCAGAAGAAGUGUUUGAAGCUAAGUUCAAGAGAAACCGUGAGUCUUCUCUGACACGGGGUCUGAAGAUGCUAACAAGGUCUUGGUCAGAAGAGAAGAAUUUAGCAGCUGCUCAUGCAUCACAGGAAGAGGAAAUGUAUCGACCUAGUCCUGUAGGUGUCCCACUUGAGUUCUUAGUCCCUGCAGCUCUAGGACUUGAUGAUAGGUCUAGAUCUGUACAGGACCUACCAGAGGCAGAAAGAGAUCCAAGCUUCAUGAGGAGGUUAUCCCAACGCUUUAGGAAAACGCCAACAACUGAAACUAAACAGAAGCCAACAGAGGAUGAUGAGGGUUCCAGUUCACUGACAAGACGUCUGUCCUGGACCUUAGGAAGGGGUAUUUCUAAAGAAAGAAAAGAUACUGAAAGUUUGAAAUCAGAGACGGGGUCAAUUGAAACAAUCUCAGAGAACGUAUCCAAGGACCAGAAGAAGUCCAGUGAAUCACCAGUGCUUGCAAUGAGAAAAAAGAUUGGAAAUACCAUGGAUCGCAUUUCCCUGAAACUGAGAAGUCAAUCGGAGGAAAGAAAGGAGCUAGAGAGCACAGAGAGGAAAGAGGACAGACCAGAGAGAAGAACACCAUUGAUGUCGAUACUUAGGAGGUCUAACUCUGAAGGGGAGAAUUUACGCAAGUUGGGAAUACCCCAGAACCAACUUGCCUCUCAGUCUGAAUCAACACAUUCUAAGGAGUCUGUAAACUCUGGAUUAAGCAUCAAAUCAGAAAUGGUGGAAAAAGAUGACAGGCGAUCCAGGUGGGACCGCUGGGGUCUGUCACGCAGUAAGAAGGACAAAAUGGUCUCCCAGCCAAGUAUUCCAGCCAGCCUGAUGAAUGAAGAUGGGAUCAUAGUGGGAAGGCAAUACAUUCGCAAUGAGUCAGAUUUUCCCCCUGUGUUCCAUAUCAAGUUGAAGGACAUUGUGAUACUAGAGGGAGAGUCAGUGUCUCUUUCCUGUCUACCUGCUGGCAGCCCGGCCCCCCGAAUCUUAUGGAAGAAAGAUAAGAUGGUCAUAGGGUCAGGAGGACAGGUGAACAUAAAAUCCAGUCCGGAUGGGCGACAGCUCCUCACGAUCACGAAUGCCGGACAGAGGGAGGCCGGACUGUAUGAAUGUGUGGCAGCGAAUGCUCUGGGCAAUGCGACCAGUUCCUGUUCAUUGUCGGUUGCUCGAAUUCCCCAAGCUCCUGGCACGCCGGAGAUCCCACAGAAGUAUAAGGACACAGUGCUGGUUCUGUGGAAAUCUUUAGAGCACAGUUCACCCUGCACCUACAUCCUGGAGUGUCAAAUGAAUGGGAAACAGGAGUGGAAGGUGAUCAGCUCCAGUGUCAAAGACUGCUAUUUUAAUGUCACUGAGUUGCCUGCCAGUUCUGUGAGGUUCCGUGUCGCAUGUGUGAACAAAGCGGGUCAAAGUCCCUACAGCAAUUUGUCCAAGACUGUUGUCAUAGAUGGAGUUGACCACAAACCAUCACCGUAUUUGGCUCAUGCUGCCCAAAAAACAAGACCGGUAGUGCCAACAGUAUCUGCUUUUGGACCACUUUCUCCUCGUGUCACUUCUGCACCAACAGUGCCUCCUGCAGUUGUCACACCUUCCAAGUUGCCUCCAUCAGCUGGAUCUCCUCCUGCUAUUAUCUCUCCUGCUACAAAUGCCCCUCCAUCUACUUCUUCUGUAGAGUCAGUUUGGAAAGGACCUCCUCCUCCAACUCUUCCAAGACGGCAACGAGGACUUGUUCCAACUCCACCCACAGUACACAGGCCCUUGCCACAAACCACUGCUAAGGUUGAGCCCCCAAGUCAAGGUCCUUCAAUUAAUAGGCUACAGUCCUCUGAACCUCCGCUAGGUAUGAAUUCCCAUGUCUCUACAGUAACAGUGGCUGUGACUACUGGAAAUUCUGUGUCUCGCUUAAGAGUUCCACCUGCUGCCCCAGUACAACAGGUGAAACCUGCACCUGAAUCUGCUGCAAAAAUUAUACCAGCCACACAUGUGCAACAAGCAAAAUCUCCUACUGAGUUACAGAAUAUUCCCUCAGUAACUUAUGUGCCCCCAAUGAAAAUGUUCCCAACUCAACAUGUUGCUAAAUCUCCUGUAUCUGAAGGACCAUCUAGCCCACCACACCUGGUAUCCACAGAGCCACGGGUUCCACCACCAGUGGCUCCUAAACCAAUUGCUGCUAUUCCCUCUGUUCCAAUCAUGCUACACAUUCCCCCCUUUAAAUCCUCAUCUCUUACUACACCUGUAAGUCCAACUUCCAAUUCUAAACCAUCUUUCCCGUCACCUCCCACCAGCCCAAUAUAUAAGCCAUCAACCCCUACAUACCCAACUUACAUGGUCACCUCCUUUAUAUCAAUGCCACCAUCCUCACCAAUCAAAGAGACUCCACAGUCACCUCCUCCAGCACUAGUCGCUCAGACCGUCCCUACACGAAUUCUUGUGAAGAGUACAACCCCUGCCAAAGAUGCCAGGUAUACACCAGGGGGUAGAGUAACUCCCUCAGGAAGAGAAAGUACCACUCUGCGACAAGGGGUACCCCAGAAACCUUACACCUUUUUGGAUGAGAAAGCAAGGGGUCGCUUUGGGGUGAUCCGAGAGUGUAAGGAGAAUGCAACAGGAAAACACUUCAUGGCAAAAAUUGUCCCCUAUGAACAAGAAAAUAAAUCAAGCGUCCUGCAAGAAUAUGAGGUCCUGAAAUGCCUUCAUCAUCAGCGGAUCCUGAGCUUGCACGAGGCAUACAUCACACCUCGCUACCUCGUUUUGAUCUCUGAGCAGUGUACUGGGAGAGAAAUUCUCUACUGCCUGGUAGAAAGGUUCCGUUACUCUGAGGAUGAUGUGGUUACAUACAUUCUACAGAUCCUGCAAGGUUUGGAAUAUCUCCAUGAACAGAAGAUCCUGCAUCUCGACAUUAAACCAGAGAACAUUAUGGUGUCCUACAUGAACACCGUCAAGAUCAUUGACUUUGGGAGUGCUCAGACAUUCAACCCCCUCAUCCCGCGUCAGCUGGGGAAACGUGUGGGAACCCUGGAAUUCAUGUCUCCGGAGGUGAUAAAAGGAGAUCCUGUUGGACCAGCUGCUGAUGUUUGGGGUUUAGGAGUAUUAACUUAUAUCAUGCUCAGUGGGCGAUCUCCUUUCUUUGAAUUGGACCCUGUGGAAACAGAAAAUAAGAUCUUAGCGGGACGGUUUGACAUUUUCAAGCUGUAUUCCAAUGCAUCUCAGAGUGCGUCUCUCUUCAUUCGAAAGCUACUGUCCAUUUAUCCCUGGAGCCGCCCCUCCUUACAAGAAUGUUUCUCAAACCCAUGGCUUCAGGAUGCCUAUCUAAUGAAGCUUCGGCGACAGACCCUCACCUUCACCACCAACCGCCUCAAGGAGUUCCUGGUUGAGCAACAAAGAAGACGCUCAGACAGCGCUACCAAGCACAAAGUCCUUCUCCGCUCUUACCACGGUACACAGCCAUCAGCUCCUGUCACACAGUGACCAUGGUGAAAGGACUUUGAAAAUAUAUAAGGUGGCCAUGAAGCCAAAGGUGCUUUCCACUGGACGAUGUGGGACAACAGCAGUCCCAGAGAAGUUGGACUUAGCGGAGACAAAAGUUAAUACUCUGAGUGUAAAUAGAGAGGACUCCACAUCCCUGCCCCAUGGGACAAGGGAGUCCCGGGCACACUGAUGGGCAACAUACCUCGAUAACAGGAGUAGAAGAGUCCAGUGAGACUGAGAAAGAGGAAAUAGUAGAGAAGUGGGUGCAUGAUGCAUGUAACAAAAUCCCCAUUUCCAUCGCCAGGGAGAUCAGCAGCUGGCUAGAAUAUUCCGCUCUUGACCUCAGUUCAGUGAGACCUUUGGCAAAAAUCUUUCUGCUGGAAAAUGCUUCAGGGCUAAAAAAGAAAAAGAAAACCUGGAUCGUUUUGUAAUGCCCUUGGUUUACAUAUCUAUUUCCAGGAACUGGUUAGCAUUGCUUCCUGACGAGUGGUCUUAACAAUUCAAAGUGGGUUGACUUUAAGUGUUAUUUUAUUUUUAUUUUAUUUAGAGUAAUUCAUUUUCCCUAGGUUGCUAACAAGAAGAACAAUAUGAUAUGGGCUGCCACCAGUUUCUAGUAAUGGGGGAAUGUAGGCAAUUAUUUAUUACAUGGCUGCAGCUGUGUUCUUUAUGGAGAUAAUGAAAUCUAAGAUAUUUGUUUACAUAAAUAUAUGUUCUUCAGAACACUGUUAAAGAAUCUCCAAACAUCCGUGGACAGAAUGUUCACAUGUCCUGAUGGAAGAGAGGCUGAAACUCAUAGUUAUGUGAGACCUGGACAAACAGUGAAGAUUACCAUGAGGGGCACACAGUGAUGGGGGAACAGAAAGCCUGCAGAGGUUUAAUGUGAAAAGGCCGGAGAAUCCAGAGUUCAUACGUUUCCAAUGUAAUACUAGUACAACAGAGCCAGUAUCUAAGAGAACUGCUCUAGCCUUGGAUGCCUGACCUUACACAUACAUUCAUUUGUGGAAAACUUCUCCCAACAUCAUAUUUGAAUUAGGCAAUGGGUAGUGCUGUAUGAUCUGCAGGAUCUUUGGACAUGUCUUUUUGUGAGGACACUUGACAUUUAUCAUUUUCUAGUAUCCCACUGAUGUUAACUAUCCCAAUGUACUCUUCUGCUUUAUGUUAUAAUGGAAUCAUGUGUUCUUGGAACCCAGGAAUAUUGUUCUACUUUUGUUCUCAAGUGAUGCUGUUUUCUCAUUCUACAGUAUACACGUUGUUUAGUUUCUGCUGUUUUUAUUAGAUUCCUUUUCCACCCUCACUCUGUGCCCGCUCUGUGGUUCUCUCUCCUGCUCGUCUUGCUCUUUGUGGCUUUGUUAAGCAGUGUGUAUUCCGUUGUUUGCCUUUAUCCUCUGUUUGCUCAGCUCUCUCUGUAGCUACUUAACAAAUAACAUUCAGCUCCUGAAGAUCCAUGUCGCUCACUCAAGAAAGAAUUACUGCCUUCCUGAUAUACGAGUGGGAUUACAAGUGGUGCCGAGCUAAAAAGGAAGAAAUGUCUAAAUUGUGAAGGAAAACCUGCAUGUUGGGCACUGUGUUUGCCUCAGCUGGGAAGAGAAUGUUAACCUAUGCUAUUCUUAGUCAUGUGAGGCCUGGUAGCUGAUCAUGCCAUGCUCUGGGUCCUAAAACACUUGGCUUCUAAAGAGUGAGGGACAAAGAGGUGAAAGGAGAGGAGUGGCUCCGCCCGAAGGAGGAAUUGAUUCUGCUGAUCCAGGAGUAUGGGGCUAAUGGGUCUCCAGUUAUCUUAAUAAUGCCACUGACUACAGUCUGUACAUUUGUUGAUGGGGCAUGAGAUGUCCCCCAAGCUGCUCUUGAGCUUCUUAUUUAUUCACUAAAUCUAAAUAUAUUUACCUUUAAUUUAAUAGAAUUUGUGUUGCUUUCCUGAGUUUGUAAAGUUCCCCCUUUUUUGUGUGGAGAAGUUGAGAAAAUAAAAUGUAUCGAUUGCACGGACCAUUACGUGUGAUCUGUACCGAUCAA
Messenger RNA from Pseudophryne corroboree (corroboree frog), 13818 nucleotides. RefSeq names its product striated muscle enriched protein kinase (gene SPEG). Lineage: Eukaryota; Metazoa; Chordata; Amphibia; Anura; Myobatrachidae. Gene Ontology annotation, molecular function: protein binding; ATP binding; protein kinase activity. The coding region runs from base 433 to 11811 and encodes 3792 amino acids. The transcript has 41 exons. The record is from RefSeq and is a predicted model, not a curated record. Gene Ontology annotation, biological process: protein phosphorylation.